Messenger RNA from Papaver somniferum (opium poppy), 814 nucleotides. Its product is annotated as S-norcoclaurine synthase 2-like. Bases 73 to 567 code for a protein of 164 amino acids. The record is from RefSeq and is a predicted model, not a curated record. The transcript is spliced from 2 exons. Gene Ontology annotation, cellular component: nucleus; cytoplasm. Gene Ontology annotation, molecular function: abscisic acid binding; protein phosphatase inhibitor activity; signaling receptor activity. Gene Ontology annotation, biological process: abscisic acid-activated signaling pathway; defense response. Lineage: Eukaryota; Viridiplantae; Streptophyta; Magnoliopsida; Ranunculales; Papaveraceae.
GGGGAACUUGCAUCACAAAUUAAACCAACGAGAUCAGUGACUACACUAUAAUAUACUGCAAUUAUUAGGAAAAUGAGGUACGAGUUUAUAAACGAGUUUGAUGCACAUGCAUCAGCAGACGAUGUUUGGGGAGGAAUCUAUGGCUCCAUUGAUUACCCUAAGCUAGUGGUUCAAUUACUUCCAACUGUCCUCGAAAAGAAGGAAAUCUUGGAAGGCGAUGGUCAUAAUGUUGGUACUGUUCUGCAUGUUGUGUACCUUCCAGGAUUUGUUCCGCGGACGUACAACGAGAAGAUUGUAACGAUGGAUCACAAAAAACGUUACAAGGAAGUACAAAUGGUUGAAGGAGGAUACUUGGAUAUGGGAUUUACAUAUGUCAUGGUAAUUCAUGAAGUACUAGCAAAAGAAUGUAAUUCUUGUAUCAUUAGAUCAAUUGUUAAGUGUGAAGUCAAGGAUGAAUUCGCUGCAAAUGUACCUAAUAUUCGCAACACCUUUGAUGGAUAUGUCGCCUUAGCCCGAGCCGUUCCGAAAUAUAUUGCGAAGCAGCACGCAACAUCAGCAGCUAAUUAACUUGCUGCCGCAGUUAAUAAAUGGAUUUUCGAUGGUCUUAAUAAUAUGGAACUGGAUAAAGUACCUAGGACUGAGAUUACUGUUUCCUUCCUAGGUUAUUCCUCUUGUGAUCUUCUUUUCUCUCUUUCUAUGUUUUUGUGCUUUAUCUUUUCGUGGAUAUUUGCUCAUUGAUUUCUUUUCUUUAAAAGAAAAUCAUAUUGAAUAUCAUGAAAAUAAAUAAAAUUCAUGAAAAGUUAAUAUUUAAUAA